Molecule: messenger RNA, 468 nt
Organism: Anthostomella pinea
Lineage: Eukaryota; Fungi; Ascomycota; Sordariomycetes; Xylariales; Xylariaceae
Source: the annotation of a GenBank genome assembly
AUGAGCAGCCCUCUUAUCGAACUGACCGAAAGGACAUGUGCUAAGGAUAUAGUGAGGUUGCUUUCAAAUUCCCCAAAAAGAAAGGCAAGGCUCUUCAAUGGCGACCCGGUGGCGCAGCUCCAACACGAAGCAUACGCAGACUACUACCAGCAACAACGGAGCCUCAUAGCUUCACAAUCUGAUGGCAAAUACGUGGCCUCAAAGACUGGAAGCGACACGAACCAGAUCGUUCAGCAGCUCAAUGCAAACAAGUCUCACGAGGAGAUUCUAGAUGGGCUCAAGACUUCGGGCCAUCACAACAUUGACGAUGAAGCCUACGAAAACACAAUCGACCUCGCCGCGAGGCUCCUCCUCAUGCUGAAUGUUGGCUUGGUCAGAGGAGAGGUACUUCCCUGUCGGUAUUUAGACUGGAAGACUGGGACCGUGAAGCAACUCCUACAAGAUCAUUCCAACAAGCGCCGGCAUUGA